AUGGAAGACUGCACUUUGGCAGGCUAUCACGUUCCAGCAGGCACACAACUCCUUGUUAAUAUUUCAAAGAUCCAUCGAGACCCACAUAUGUGGUCUGAUCCAAAUGAAUUUCAGCCAGAAAGAUUCCUUACAAGCCAUAAGGGUGUUGAUGUUAAGGGCCAACAUUUUGAAUUCUUACCAUUUGGUUCCGGUAGAAGAAUGUGCCCAGGAAUCUCAUUAGCAUUGCAAGUCAUGCAACUCACCCUUGCCACCUUGCUGCAUGCUUUUGAAAUUGCAACCCCAUCAGAUGAGCUCGUGGACAUGACCGAGAAAGUCGGACUUACCGACAUGAAAGCCACACCACUCGAAGUCCAUCUCACUCCACGACUUCCUGCUCAACUAUAUGCAUUGUUUGCUUAG
Messenger RNA from Corylus avellana, 399 nucleotides. Lineage: Eukaryota; Viridiplantae; Streptophyta; Magnoliopsida; Fagales; Betulaceae. The record is from RefSeq and is a predicted model, not a curated record.